Molecule: messenger RNA, 1446 nt
Organism: Pectinophora gossypiella (pink bollworm)
Lineage: Eukaryota; Metazoa; Arthropoda; Insecta; Lepidoptera; Gelechiidae
Exons: 2
Coding region: 80-1201 (373 amino acids)
Source: RefSeq, a predicted model, not a curated record
UUGGUCUCAAACAUAUAACAACGACACAACACAAAUUCCAAUUAAUACGUUACCUGAAAUAAAACUUAAAACUAUUAAUAUGGUGUGUGAAGUACAUACGCCCAUCAUUGAUAUAAAGAGAUUUUCUUCAUAUAUUAGACUUCAACGCGCUUGCGCGUAUGCGUUACGUUUUAUAUAUAAUUCACGUACAAAAAAUGUAGCCGAUCGUUGUCGCGGCCCUUUAUCUACCGAUGAAUUAAACAAAGCUACCAUGGUUAUUGUUAAAGAAGUGCAGUUAGAAUCGUUCCCUAAUGAGUACACUUGUUUAAUUAAUAAACUACCAGUAAAAACAUCUCGCAACUUGUCAGGUUUAAAUAUAUUUUUAGAUCAAAAUAAUGUUAUUCGAGUCGGUGGUCGAUUAAAUAAUUCGGAAUUUGCUUACGAUAAGAAGCAUCCCAUUUUGCUGUGUAGUAAACAUUACUUUACUUUGUUAUUGCAUCGUCAUGAGCAUAAUAGAUUAUUGCAUGCGGGACCUUUGUUGCUAUUUUCCAACAUAAGAAAUACUUGGUGGCCUAUAGGCGGCCGUAAUAUAGCGAAAAAGGUUGUGCAUCAAUGUAUAACAUGUAGUCGAAUGAAAGCGAAAGCUAUACAACCUAUCAUGGGUAACUUACCUAGUGAACGUUUACUUUCAGGAUAUCCCUUCUUGUGUUGCGGCGUUGACUACGCCGGGCCUAUGUAUAUGCUUAAUCGUAAAGAUCCUGAUGACUACACACCUCUUACUCCAGCCCAUUUCCUGGUCGGUCGGCCACUCACUGCUCCAGCCUGUGAAGAUACCACUACCCGAGCUGUACAUGCAUUAUCACGGUUCCAGCGACUCGAACAGCUCAGACAACAUUUCUGGAAGCGAUGGUCUACUGAAUAUAUUUCGGAGCUACAGAGAAGGACUAAAUGGAAAGAAAACAAAGAGACAAUUACACCGAAUUCUCUAGUACUAAUCAAGGAUGAUAAUCUACCGCCACUGAGGUGGCGCUUGGGAAGGAUUAUUUCUCUAUCACCAGGGAAGGACGGCGUGUCAAGAGUCGCAUCCAUUCGAACUGCGACAGGCGUCAUUCAGCGAGCCUCUUCCAAGAUAUGCCCUCUUCCGGUGUCUACUUCGGACACCGCAGACACUGGCCUCCAUUCUCCACGGCACAGACAGACUUCUGUUGAGAGCAAUCAGUAGCUCUCAAGGCGGGCGAGUAUGUUCCUGCGUUACGCCAUCUAGCGUUGAAGUCGUGAACUAUUAUAAUCAAGAUCACAAUUAUUAUCGACACAACAAGAUACAGCGGAACCUACGGCGAAAAACUUCCACUGUGAUCGGCGAGAUGGCGCUUUUAUCCCCGGAAGGAACACAACAGCCAUUUUUCAAGACACACAUCUCAUCUUUAUGUCGUACGAUACGCCUCACAAUAUUUUAUUACUGUACUU